AUGGCGGACGACGCGCAGGCAAGUACACCCGUCAAUUUUGAUUACCCCGCUGGGGCGAAGAAAAUGCCAUUUCGCAUUGCGCCCGCCCUCCAUAAUACGCCGGAUGAGCCUGCACUAACACUGUCGCUGUAAUAGCAUGAGCACACUUUCGAGAGUGCCGAUGCCGGUGCCUCCACCACCUUCCCCAUGCAGUGCUCUGCCCUGAGGAAGAACGGCCACGUCGUCAUCAAGAACCGCCCAUGCAAGAUCGUCGAGAUGUCCACCUCCAAGACCGGAAAGCACGGUCACGCCAAGGUUCACUUGGUCGCCAUCGACAUCUUCACCGGCAAAAAGUUGGAAGAUCUGUCCCCAUCUACCCACAACAUGGACGUUCCAAACGUCUCCCGUCGCGAGUACCAGUUGGUAAGAGUUUAGCAUCACACAAGGGCAGAGUGGGAGCAGGAGGCUGACAACAAAUGAACAGCUCGAUGUCACCGACGACGGCUUCCUCUCCCUCAUGUCUGAGUCCGGCGACACCAAGGACGACGUCAAGCUUCCAGACGGUGAAGUCGGCGACAAGAUCAACAAGCUUUUCACCGAUGAAGGAAAGGACACCAGUAAGUUGAAGAUGGAUUUUCGGGGACAAAGCGCGAUGCUGACUACGUAUCAGACGUCAUCGUCCUCACUGCUAUGGGAGAGGAGGCUGCCAUCGAUGCCAAGGAGGCUCCAAAGGGAUCUUAA
Lecanosticta acicola is the source of this 720-nucleotide messenger RNA. The record is from the annotation of a GenBank genome assembly. Lineage: Eukaryota; Fungi; Ascomycota; Dothideomycetes; Mycosphaerellales; Mycosphaerellaceae.